This is a messenger RNA of Micromonas commoda, 441 nucleotides long. RefSeq lists its product with no specific name. The annotation marks the transcript as partial. The record is from RefSeq and is a predicted model, not a curated record. The transcript has a single exon. Gene Ontology annotation, biological process: protein phosphorylation. Gene Ontology annotation, molecular function: protein kinase activity; ATP binding. Lineage: Eukaryota; Viridiplantae; Chlorophyta; Mamiellophyceae; Mamiellales; Mamiellaceae.
CAUCCCAACGUCGUCACGCUGUUAGCCGCGUUCCUGUCGGAGGAAAGAAACGAGAGCUACCUCCUGUUGGGUGACGCGGGGGAUAACCUUCACGCGGCGCGGGAAAGAGGCGAGGUGUCGCCGCGGGACGUCAGAAGGCACGCGAGGAGCGUCUUAAGGGCGCUGGAGCACGUCCACGCGCACGGCGUGGUGCACAGGGACGUCAAGGGGGGGAACAUCUUGGUGGGAAAAGACGGCGUCGCGACGCUGAUCGACUUCGGCGUCGCCAGGCACGUCUCGGUCCCGGAUCAGUUCCCGGCGGCGAGGUACGGGACCCCGGGGUACCAGGCCCCGGAGCUGUUGAUGACGGACAUGCGCGCCGCCGAACGCGACGUGAGGUUGUACCAGAAGGUGGACGCGUUCGCCAUGGGAUGCACGCUCUUCUUCCUGUGCACCGGGCGC